Messenger RNA from Rosa chinensis, 2581 nucleotides. RefSeq names its product trihelix transcription factor DF1. The transcript has 2 exons. The coding region runs from base 239 to 2173 and encodes 644 amino acids. Lineage: Eukaryota; Viridiplantae; Streptophyta; Magnoliopsida; Rosales; Rosaceae. The record is from RefSeq and is a predicted model, not a curated record.
UGUAUAAAGAAAAAGGAAAAACAAGUUCCUUGAGAUCGACAAGCAGAUCCCACCGAAAUAAAUUAAUAACUUCUUCACCUUACACACCCUCAUCAUCCUCAUAAAACCCUUGUUGAAAGAAUUCACCAUCUCCCUGUUGCGAGUGUGAUAUUAUUUUUAUUAUUCUUCUUUCAUCUCUCUGAGUAAUUGUUUUUGUUAGGGGAGAGAGAGAGAGAGAGUUGAAAGAGAAGAGUACCCUAUGCUGGGGGACUUGGGGAGCUCCUCCGACGCCACCACCGCCACCGCUAUGGCCGCAGAACCCUUAGGGGCUCACGAAGGCGGUGGCGGUGAUGGCGGUGUUGGCUCGAAUUCGGGUGAAGAGGAGAAGAAUAAUUAUAGCAGAAGUGGUGGCGGUGGUGGUGGUGUUGGUGAGGAAUUUGGUGAUAGGAGCUUCGGUGGCAACCGGUGGCCUCGCCAAGAAACGUUGGCUCUCUUGAAGAUUCGGUCUGACAUGGACGUGGCGUUUCGUGAUGCAAGUGUUAAAGGUCCAUUAUGGGAAGAAGUUUCCAGGAAGCUAGCAGAGCUUGGCUUUCAUCGAAGCGCCAAGAAAUGCAAGGAGAAAUUCGAGAACGUCUACAAGUACCACAGGAGAACAAAAGAAGGCCGCACCGGGAAAUCCGACGGCAAGACCUAUCGGUUCUUCGAUCAAUUACAAGCCCUCGAAAAUCAACCUCAAACUCCAACCACGCCCAACUCUACUACCACUCAUCAACCGAGGCCACAACCCACAAUUGCAAUGGCAGUGUCAAACCCUCCUCCUAUUCCUACAAUUUCUCAUAUCAAUAGUACCAGUACUAACAGUACUAAUACUGUUCCAUCAGCUGCACCACACCAAGGCAUUGCAACACCAACAAUUCCUAGUUCGUUAUUCCCUCCAACAAACCCUACAAUUUUCCCACCACCGCCACAGCCUCCGCCGCAACAAAACCCUACUUCUCACCAUCAGCAUCAUCAGGCCACUACAUUUGUUCCACCUUCUAGUUUGCCAAGCAUAUCAUCGACCGAUCUCAUGUCGAAUUCGACCUCUUCGUCCACCUCAUCGGACGAAGAAAUGGAAGGGCGGGCCAAGAGGAAGAGGAAGUGGAAGGACUUCUUCGAGACUCUGAUGAAGGAGGUGGUCCGCAAGCAGGAAGAUCUCCAGAAGAGGUUUCUGGAAGCCAUCGAGAAGCGCGAGCAGGAGCGAAUGGCCAGAGAAGAAGCUUGGAGACUGCAGGAGUUGGCCCGCAUCAACCGCGAACGAGAGAUUCUUGCCCAAGAACGCUCCAUCGCCGCCGCCAAAGACACCGCCGUCAUGUCUUUCUUGCAAAAAAUAGCCGAACAGCAACCGCAGCAUAACCCCCAGGCCACACCCACUAAUCCUAAUAACCAUUUGCUGACGUCACAAACGCCACAGCCACAGCGACCGCCGGCGCAGCAAUCAGUGGCUCUUCCUCCUUCACAACGGCAGCAGACUACACCACCACCGACACUGCAGAUAUCACAAGCGCCGAUCACGACUUUCGAGAUUACUCCGAGAGCAAAUGGUGAGAACAACAACAACAAUAGUAAUAAUAAUCUGGUAAGUCCUACUACUACGCCGAGCUCGUCGAGAUGGCCGAAAGUGGAGGUACAUUCACUUAUCAAGCUAAGAAGAAGCCUGGAUUCAAAGUACCAAGAGAACGGGCCCAAGGGACCGCUCUGGGAGGAGAUAUCGGGAGAGAUGAAGAAGCUCGGGUACAACCGGAGCGCGAAGAGGUGCAAGGAGAAGUGGGAGAACAUUAACAAGUACUUCAAGAAGGUCAAGGAGAGCAACAAGAAGAGGCCCGAGGAUUCCAAGACGUGUCCUUACUUCCACCUCCUCGACAGUCUGUACAGAGAGAGGAACAUCGGGAAUAACAAUGAUAACAACAAUAAUUCACCAAAGCCUGAGAAUGCGGCGCCGCUGAUGGUGAGGCCGGAGCAGCAGUGGCAGCCCCCGAACCGGGUCGAACCGGAGAUGGAGAGCGAGCGGAUGGAUCAAAACCAUGAGGAAGAAGAUAGGGAUGGUGACGAAGACGAGGACGAGGACGAGGAGGAAGAUGAGGGCAACUAUGAGAUAGUGGCAAACAAAGGAGCUUCAGUUUCAGUUUCAGUGGGAGCAACGACAGCUCAGUGAGUGAGAGUCAUGAAAAAGAGCAAAGAAAUUAAGAAAGUUUGAUUCAAAUUUCAAUGCGGGUCAGAUUUUGCAGAGCUACCGGAUCCGGUAAGUGGGUGCAGUAAGCAAAAACGAAAAUACACACAGAAACACACAUGGUGGGGAAACGAGGAAAAGAGUGGUCGGUGAUCAUAUAGUACGUCGGUAGAAUUAUAUGUCUAUUUUACAAUUUAUUUAUUUAUUUUUCUACAGUGAUAAAAUAAGCUAGCUAGCCACGAGAAAGAGAUCUAGAAAGGUGUUCAUUUCAGCUUGUUCACAAAAUAAAUAAGGCAUUUGUAUUAGUUUUUGCUUCUGCUUAGUUUUGUUCAUGGAAUACUGGGGGUGUAAAUGUGAGAAAUGGCUAAUUAUCAAUUAGUCUUUGUUUUGCCU